UUGGCGGGUGGAUGUUGGCAGGCGAUGAUGAUGUUGUGCAUCUCUCGCCAACGCUUGAGCAUCAUGCCGAUAGGCUUAGUACAGACGACAAUUUAACAAGUAUUUCCGCUCUCCUAUUCUCUUCAUUUCAACAGUUUAUUUAAUCUCGCUUUACCUAACCACCGCAUAGUGUAACGUUACACACGGUCGUUUGCGUUAUCUUGGUACGGACAUUAUUUUUUCGAGCAUUUGACUGGUUGAGGUACAGACUUCCUUACUUUGCCGACAUGUAUCGCCUACAGUCGCUGGCUGCUCGGUCACUGAUCGCUGGAGCUUUUGAUCCGUAUACUCCUUUGACACUGAUAUCCCUUCCGUGUCUAAACGGAGUGAGACACAAAUCUCAAGAUCCGUCCAUAGAAAGGUAUGGCCAGAUGCGCUUCAGUACCGCCGAGCCUAAAGUUGCUGCAGGGAGUCUUCACGAAAAAUUGCGGGAGAAGAUCCUCAGUAUGGAGACAUUGAACCCGCAUGUGAAGGCAGUGGAGUACGCUGUGAGAGGACCUAUUGUUAUCAAAGCUGGAGAGAUCGAGAGAUGCUUGGAGGAGGGUGUUACAAAACCUUUUUCUGAGGUCAUCAAAGCCAACAUCGGUGAUGCACAUGCCAUGGGACAGCAACCAAUCACAUUUCUCAGACAGGUGGUGGCUCUCUGCACAUUUCCAGAGCUGAUGGACGGCCCCAGUUUCCCAGAGGAUGCAAAAUGGAGAGCACGGCGUAUCCUGCAGGGCUGCGGUGGAAAUAGUCUUGGGUCAUAUAGUGCAAGUCAGGGUAUAGAGCACAUCCGUAAAGACAUUGCAGCGUAUAUCGAGCAAAGAGACGAUGGAGUGCCUUCCUACUGGGAAAACAUUUUUCUCACCACUGGAGCAAGUGAUGGCAUUAUGACUAUUCUGCGACUGCUGGUGUCCGGGAAAGGCUCUUCUCGGACUGGUGUAAUGAUCCCCAUACCUCAGUACCCGCUGUAUUCGGCUGCCAUCUCAGAGAUGGAUGCAGUGCAGGUUAACUACUACUUGGAUGAGGACAACUGCUGGGCCCUUGACAUCAAUGAGCUUCACAGAGCAUAUCAGGCCGCCAAAAAGCACUGCCAACCCCGGGUCAUUUGUAUCAUCAACCCCGGAAACCCAACCGGUCAGGUCCAGAGUAAGAAAUGCAUUGAAGAAGUCUUGCACUUUGCCUACGAGGAGAAUCUCUUUGUAAUGUCAGAUGAGGUCUACCAGGACAAUGUGUACGCUUCUGACUGUCGGUUCCACUCCUUCAAGAAGGUGCUAUAUGAGAUGGGCCCCGAGUACUUUAACAGCGUAGAGCUUGUCUCCUUCCAUUCCACCUCCAAAGGCUACACGGGAGAGUGUGGUUUCAGGGGUGGAUAUAUGGAGGUGAUCAACAUGGAUCCAGAAGUCAAAGCCCAGCUUGUGAAGCUUUUAUCAGUGAGACUGUGCCCCCCUUUAGCUGGCCAGGCUGCUAUGGAUGUCAUAGUCAACCCUCCACAACCAGAUGAGCCGUCUUUCAAGCAAUUUUAUCAGGAGAAAACCGCUGUGUUGGGUGCUUUAGCAGAGAAAGCCAAGCUAACUGAGCAAAUCCUGAAUGCGGUUCCAGGAAUCAAGUGCAAUCCCGUCCAGGGGGCCAUGUACGCCUUCCCCCGCAUCUUUAUCCCUCCAAAAGCAGUGGAGGAAGCCAAGGCUUUAGGAAUGCAGCCGGAUAUGUUCUACUGCAUGAGGCUGCUUGAAGAGACUGGAAUCUGUGUUGUUCCUGGUAGUGGCUUUGGGCAGAAAGAUGGAACAUACCAUUUCAGAAUGACAAUCCUUCCAUCCACAGAGAAGCUGAAGGUACUUCUUGGCAAAGUACGUGAUUUCCAAAUCAAGUUCUUGAAAGAGUUCUCUGCUUUGGAGACUUUACCGAGAUAAUAUUUGUGCUAAUGUUGAAAGUUGUUCAGCUCCAGCAUAUGACUUCUUAAUACACUCACCAUUCAUUUGAACAGCAAAGGUAGUGUUAAGAGUCCUUUCUAGGUUUCCAGUCAUAUUUUUAAACAUGAUUUCAGAGAUUGUGGUGUUGUUUACUUAAUUUGUUUAGAAUUUUGCAACAUGGUUUUAAGGAAAAAUUAUCUUAGAAUUUUGCAACAUGGCUUUCAGUAAGUAUAAGCGGUGUAUCCCAGGCAUUACACUAAGCUAAAUAUUAGUUUUUUUUUUUCUUUAAGAUGGAUUUCAGAACAUGGGACACGACAACAGAAAUGUGUCUGUCCAUUUCCUUUGGUAAAUUUGCACUCAAACUGUCAGCUGAACAAAGUGAGAUUGAACAACAAAGAUGAUAAAUUUACGGUGUUUCCUAACCUGGACACUUGCACUGAAUUUAACGGUGGUUGCCACCUUAGAUAUAUAUAUAACUAGAUGCUGCAUUUAAGCGCUCAAGGCACGUAGAUGUGUCCGACAUCUUGGAACGGUCCACUGACCUCCGUAGCGGCUAAUAGAAACCGUAUAGUUAUUUAUAUCUAUGAUAUUCCGCAUCCUGUAAGGAAAACAGCCACAAUCUCUUUCUCUGUAAUGCUUCUAUUCAUAUUAUGAACCAUUCAAAACUCUGGCUGAUGCGUUUUUUACUUUCUGAUUAUUGCGAAGGGAGAGAAGAUAGUUUGUCACCGAAAAUUUGAAGGUAAAUAUAUGGUUAUGGUUCUGAAAGGUUUGCGAGGAGGGACUAUUUUUUGUUUAUUUUGUCCUCACCUGAGCUUCACUCAUUGCCAUGCAAUGUACAACCUAAACAUUUAUUUAAAAUUCAGAAAAUUGCAAAUGAAGCUUCUGUUGAAGAUCAUCGUAAAGGGAUUUAGAACGUCUCUGUCCCAUUUUUUUACUGUAGAUAUUUUGCAUCAUGGGCAGCUGAAAACAUUGAGUGCAUAAAGUGUUAUCAUGAAAGUUCUGGAUUAAUUCAUAUUUACUGCCAUAUUUUCCCCAGGUAAUGUCAUGUAAAUCUAAACCCUUCAUCGAAGUCCUAUUUGCAACAAAGUUGAUCACAAUAUUUUUAUUUAAAAUAACAGCUAUUUGAAAUCAUUCGUGCCAAAUUUGCAAGAUGUUUUUUACCUGGUUUGUUUUAAAUCUCACUUUUUUUUAGGGCUUAUCUGUUGUUCUAUAUUUAUUUCGAAGCCAUUAUCUUUUCUUAUGAGGUGCCUUCAAUUAUGCUUUAAAUGAACUUUUCGUUACAUGCACUUUGUUUACAGAUUUUUGAGCAUUCUAAUUUCAAUACUAGAGGUCAAUACGCACAAUACUGUUCAGUUUGGUUACAUCUGUUCAAGUUGUUUUUGUUCAUAAAGAUGUCAAAAUAAAAGGUUUUCUCAUUUGACAAACAGU
Molecule: messenger RNA, 3359 nt
Organism: Triplophysa dalaica
Lineage: Eukaryota; Metazoa; Chordata; Actinopteri; Cypriniformes; Nemacheilidae
Gene: gpt2
Product: glutamic pyruvate transaminase (alanine aminotransferase) 2
Exons: 11
Coding region: 267-1931 (554 amino acids)
Biological process (GO): biosynthetic process
Molecular function (GO): pyridoxal phosphate binding; L-alanine:2-oxoglutarate transaminase activity
Source: RefSeq, a predicted model, not a curated record